ACCACUUGAGUGUCUUACCUCUUCAUUCAUUCUCUCUUAGCUUUUAUUCCAAGUUUAUGAUGGGACGCCAUUCUUCGGGUAUGGUGAAGCAGAAGCUAAGGAAAGGUUUGUGGUCGCCGGAGGAAGAUGAGAAGCUGUACAAUUACGUCAGGAAAUUCGGCGUCGGAUGUUGGAGCUCUGUUGCUAAACAUGCUGGUUUGCAAAGAUGUGGGAAGAGUUGCAGAUUAAGAUGGAUAAAUUACCUAAGACCGGAUCUCAAAAGAGGACUGUUCUCACCAGAAGAGGAGGAUAUCAUACUAGGUCUUCAUGAAGUCUUGGGAAACAAGUGGGCACAAAUUGCAGCAAGACUACCAGGGAGAACAGAUAACGAGAUAAAGAAUUUCUGGAAUUCAUGUCUGAAGAAGAAGCUGAUAAAGCGAGGGAUUGAUCCAAACACCCACAAGCCGAUCAUAACACAAACAAUCAACACUUCAUCAUCAUCAUCAAAGAGUUGCGCAGAAGAUCACAAUAAUAAUUCUUCAACCAUUAUCCCCAAACCCACACUCCCAUUAAACUUCUCCGAAUUCGAGCAAGCCCUUCGCCCAGAACCUCAAGCCUUCGAUCCUCUCUUCCUCUACAAUUCAGAGCAGUAUUGUCAUGGGUUCAGUACAUUACUGCCAAGUUUAGAGAAUUUUGAGAAUAUGAGCAGCAGCAGCAACAUCAUGGUUAAUAAUAAUAAUGGAGCAACGUUUCCAAAUUGGGAAACUUGCGAGAACAACAACAACACGGCGGAUUAUUCUGUGUCGGCGGCUCAUCAUCAGUUCCCAUUCAGUGCCAAAAGUGAGGGGUGUUCAUGGCUGCAAGAAGGUCUUCAUCAUCGUCACAGCCCAGAUCAUGAUUUCUCUGAAUAUUCAUUGCCUGCUUUGCCUCAAGAUUUGAGUGGGGAGGAAAAUAAUCUUGAAUUCUUCAUGUCUUGCACCAAAUUUAAUCUGUAAACUAUCUGUAUUUUUUGGAGUUUCUUUUUUUUUUUUUUUUUUUUCAUUUUCAUGGGAUCUUCGCACGAGCUUAGUUCACUGUUUCAGGAGACAGUGGAAGAAGAAGCUUGUAUGCAGACAAACAUAUAGAGGUGCAGUGUUUAAGAUCAUGGAUGGGAACUUUGAGGGAGUUGAUGAGGUAGCA
Molecule: messenger RNA, 1158 nt
Organism: Ipomoea nil (Japanese morning glory)
Lineage: Eukaryota; Viridiplantae; Streptophyta; Magnoliopsida; Solanales; Convolvulaceae
Product: transcription factor MYB86-like
Exons: 4
Coding region: 57-974 (305 amino acids)
Biological process (GO): regulation of stomatal movement
Source: RefSeq, a predicted model, not a curated record